Molecule: messenger RNA, 2303 nt
Organism: Paramuricea clavata
Lineage: Eukaryota; Metazoa; Cnidaria; Anthozoa; Malacalcyonacea; Plexauridae
Source: the annotation of a GenBank genome assembly
AUGGCCGAAACUUCGAGUGAUUGCGGCCGAAAGAAAGCAAAAGUUGAUGGUUCUUUAGAUGGUUCUUUAGAUGGUUCUUCGCGUAAAUUUGACGGUGCUGCGCGAUUCAAGUCAAAAUUUUAGCCAUCCUGGUCAAAAAAGUGGCCUUGUAUUAUUGCUGUUCCUCGUUCACCAACUGAGUUCAGGUGUACGGUGUGCGACAAAGUUUGCAGCUGUGCUCAUCAAGGGGAAUCUGAUGUGACAAGACAUAUUCAAGGUGAAAAGCAUCAGAAAAAUGUACGAGCUAGGACCAAUGCAGCGCCGUUAAGUUCAUUUGGGUUUAUUUCUACCUCGGAUCCACUGAAAGAUAAGGUAAGACAUUAACAUAUUGUUGUAGUAAUAGUGUAUGUAUAUCAGUGUGUGGUUGUUUAAAACAAUUUGUUUUACUUCUAGUGAAAUAAUUAAUUAUAAUAGUAUUUUUCUAAAAGCUUAUUCCAUUUUUAGGUCACAACUGCAGAAAUUAAAGUUGCUACACUCUUAGUUGAAAACAACAUCCCUCUGGCAUUUGCUGAUAAGCUUAGUCCAAUGUUUAAAGAGUUAUUUCCUGACAGCAACAUAGCUAAGAACUACCACAGCGCAAGAAUGAAGACAACUUGCAUAUUGAAUGGAGCAAUAGCUCCACACGUAAAACAGACAUUAGUUGAACAGCUGAAAUCCGGAGUUUUUAGCAUGUCAACAGAUGGUUCUAAUGACAAAGACCUCGACAAAAUGAAUCCAAUCACGGUAAAACUUUUUGACAUUAACACGUCAAGAGCGGUUACCCGUUUCCUGGACAUGGGAGUGACUCAGGUUGUGGAUGCUGCUAAGGCUUCUACAAUAUUUGAAGCAAUCGAUGAAGUUAUGACCGACAACAGUAUACCCUGGAAAAACUGCAUAGCCUUCUCUGUUGAUAAUACCAGUGCAAACCUUGGUCAGUUUAAUUCUAUUAAGACACGGGUACUUGAACGUAAUCCUGACUGUUAUUUUCUUGGAUGUCCAUGCCACAUUCUUCAUAAUACUGCCGGCAAGGCCUCUUCGCAACUGAAGGAAGUUUCUGGGUUUGACAUUGAUGACUUGGCAGUGGAUAUUUUUUACUAUUUUGACAAGUCAACCAAGCGAAAGGCUGCCCUUAGUGAUUACGCUCAAUUUUGUGACUUAGUAUAUCGCAAGACGCUUAAGCAUGUGACCACACGUUGGCUGAGUUUAAACACUUCUGUUAACCGCAUAUUAAGUGGCUAUGAAGGUUUGAAGUCCUAUUUCCUUUCAGAAGAUGAUGAAGAUUCUAAAAUCCCACGUUUUGCUAGGCUUCGAAAGCAUUUUGAAAACCCGAUGACUGAGAUUUACUUGAUGUUCUUUCAAGCUGUUAUUCCCACCUUUACUACCAUCAACGAAUUCUUGCAGAGAGGAGAGCCAGUUAUUCAUCUGCUUUUGGAUCAACUUGAGUCGUUCCUUAAGAAAUUGGCAGGCAAAUUCAUACGUAUUGAUGCUAUUGCAGCUGCAAAUAAAGUGUGUGAGAUAGAUUUCUCAGAUAAUGGAAAUAUAUAGGAAGAAGACAAGAUGUUUGUGGGAAUUACAACAUGGGGAAAGAUAAUGAAGAUGCUCAAUGAUGGAGAUUUAUAGAUCCUCAACAGGUAGAAUUACAGUAAUACUGCAGAAUAAUAUAUUGAUAGUUCAGUUCAGGCAGAUUAUUAUUAGUCCAUUUAUAGAGUGUUAUUCAAUGUUUCAUUCAUUCAGCCACCUUUAAUUAAUCAUUCUUUUACAUGUAGGUGCAAAGAUUCUAUGAUACAGUUGGUGCGUUUUACAGAGCUGCUGCACAGUAUGCUGUGGCAAAACUUCCAUUUAAUGACAAAGUUCUGGAGAAUUCUCGUUUUGUUAAUUUUGAGAAACGCAGAGAGCAUGAAUUCACAAUGGUCGAGUUCUUUCUACAACGAUUCCCAGAUCAUCUAGAAAUGAGUGUUGAAGAGCAAGAAAAACUGCAAGAACAGUUCAUAGACUAUCAACUUUUGUCAAAUGAUAACAUCCGCCAACAUGUCUGGAAUGAUGCGACUGUGAAAACGGAUGAAGAUGGAACAGCUUGCCUAUUUCGAAUGGAUGUCAUUUGGGGCCAUUUGAAUGCAACCAAAUCUGCUGAUGGUACACCUCGAUUUCAUUUGUUAGCGCGAGUUGCUUUAACUGUACUAUGCCUUCCUCACUCAAAUGCAGAAGAGCGAGUUUUUAGCAUGAUUGGAAAGAACAAACGGGCAGAGCGUUCAAGCCUUCAGGUUAAAGGAACACUUUCAUCAUGA